AUGGUUCACACCCGUUCUACUAAUCAAGGAGCUUUGUUUUUUGAUUCAGAGAUCGAAAGGACACUCUAUCGGUUGAGAAAGGAAAUUCGGGAUCACUUCCGUGAGUUGCCUUAUUAUAUUGGUAUUGAGAAAGAAGAGAUGCCGCCUAGAGCUGAUCCGACAUUGAGGGAGCUUUCUGCUCCUAAUCUGGACCAAGCACCAUGCAUCCAAUUUCCGGACUUCCAUGGUUUAAAUGGGGAGGAUCCAAUCAAGCAUCUUGCGGAAUUCCAUGCUGUUUGUACUAGUAUGCAGCCAAGGGGUGUUACGGAGGAUCAAAUCAAACUACGGGCCUUUCCUUUUUCAUUGAAGGAUAAGGCUAAUGAUUGGUUCUAUCAUCUGAGCCCCAACAGUAUCAACACAUGGAGGGGGAUGAAGCAAGCUUUCUUGGAGAAGUUCUUUCCUUCAAGCAAGUUGAAUGAGCUUAAGAGGGCCAUUAGCAACAUUGAGCAAGGUUAUGAUGAGAUCCUUUAUGACUACUUAGAGAGGUUUAAGAGGCUCGUUGCUUGUUGUCCCUAUCAUGGUUUUGCCGAGAAGGAUCUUGUGUUAUACUUAGUUGGUGGGAUCCUUCCGGAUGAGAGAAGGAUGGUGAAUGCUGCUUGUGGGGGUAACAUUGAUAACAAGACCCCACAACAAGCCACGGAGCUCAUAAGUGAGUUUGCUGAGAAGUUCCCCACUUAUUCUAAGAGAAAUACCACUCGGGGAGUUAAAGCAAGCCAUCCGACCGAUUCUUGUCCGACUUUGCAAGAGGAAACCCGAGAGGUGAAUGCCGUGGGAUAUCAUGGGCAAAGGAAGUAUGAUCCAUUCUCAAACUCUUACAAUCCCGGACGGAGAGAUCAUCCAGCCUUUAGUUACAAGCAAGGGAAUCCAACCCCCCAAGGAAAUCCGAAUUUUCAACAAGGUAAUCACCCUCCUCCUUACAUGGCACCAUUUCAAGCUCAAGGGAAAUCCUCUAGCUCCAACUCAAUGUCCAUCGAGGAUAUGAUCAAGGCCUUGGCUCAAAAUGUGACUACCAUGCAGUCCAACAUGGUGCAAUUUCAACAGGAGACAAGAUCUAGCAUUCACAAUUCGGAAACACAAGUGGGCCAAAUGUCUAGUGUCGUGAAUAAACUUGAGGCCCAAAGUUCGGGGAAGCUACCAUCUCAAACCAAGGUGAAUCCCAAGAGGAAUGUGAGUGCCAUGACUUUAAGGAGUGGCAAAGAGUUGGUUGAUCAAGAGCCCGGCAAGAGCAAGGUUGUGGAGGAGAUUGUAACAAAGGAAGAGGAGGUGGAGGUUCUAGUCCCAUCAAAAGAAGCUGAAAAAUUGUGGUUGAAGGAAAUUUGUUCCAUCAAGAAGAAGAAAAAUUUAAAAGGGAAGCAAACGGUUAAGGUUAGUGAACAUGUGUCCGCUGUUUUCCAAAAGAGAAUGCCAAAGAAAUGUGCUGAUCUGGGCAUGUUCACUAUUCCUAUAACUCUUGGUGACACUAAGAUUGAUAGGGCCAUGUUAGAUUUAGGAGCCUCCAUAAAUGUGCUUCCUUAUUCCUUAUAUGAGUCCGUAGAACUUGGUGAAUUGCUUCCUACUAAUGUUGUCAUACAAUUAACGGAUAGGUCAACUUCCAUUCCUAGAGGUGUAUUGAAAGAUGUUCUAGUGGAAGUUGAUAAGAUGACUUUUCCUGCUGAUUUUUAUGUAAUUAACAUGGAGCAUGAUAGGCGUUCAGCCCCUAUUCUUUUAGGGAGGCCGUUCUUGAAAACGGCUAAUGCUAGGAUUGAUUGUGGCACCGGUUCUUUGACCAUGCAGUUUGAUGGUCAAAACGUUGAGUUUAAAAUGCAUGAUGCCAUGAGAUGUAAAGAGGACCACUCUAUCUAUUCUAUUGAUGUGGUUAAGCCAAGUGUUCAUGAUGUGUUCGACGUGAGGUAA
Molecule: messenger RNA, 1932 nt
Organism: Beta vulgaris subsp. vulgaris (sugar beet)
Lineage: Eukaryota; Viridiplantae; Streptophyta; Magnoliopsida; Caryophyllales; Amaranthaceae
Exons: 4
Coding region: 1-1932 (643 amino acids)
Source: RefSeq, a predicted model, not a curated record